AAAAAAAAAAAGUAGAAUUAAAAAAAAAAUAGAUAAAUAAAAGAAAAAUAAUACAACAGAUCGUGUUAGGAUCGUCGAAUGGAGUCGUCGACUCGCCGGAAUUUCAGAUGAAACUGACGAAGGAAUUAAAAAUCGUAACGAUUAUGUACAAUUAUUGAAGAUAAUGACGCGGGGUGGUCGUUUGCAUGGGAUUUUUCUUGAUCCACCACCUGAUACAGACGAGAUACCACCGUUGGCCGAAUCAAUGUGUAACUUUUUAUCUAGCAAAUGUAAGGACCUACCAAAUGCCGGUCCAUUGGAACCGAUUGUAUCAAGAAAAACGCCAGAUGGUUGUGCUUAUAUCUCUUUACGAAAGAUUGAAAAUAAAGGGAUUUUGUGUUAUCUAGCAGUUAGUCCCGAUGGAUUGACCAUGCCAAAGAAAGAACAAUAAACGGUAUAUAUACAUAUAUAUAUAUAUAUAUAUAUAUAUAUAUAUAUAUCUUGAAGAAAUUAAAAGCUUAGGAAGGAUUUUGUUAAUCGUAAAUGACAAUAAAAGGAAAUAAUGACACUACAAUGUUAUAUAGAUAAUUGAGAAUGAAAUAAGCAUAAUUGUAAUGAGAUAAUAAUUCAAUUAAGAAAGAAAAAAA
This is a messenger RNA of Vespa mandarinia (Asian giant hornet), 626 nucleotides long. RefSeq lists its product as uncharacterized. Lineage: Eukaryota; Metazoa; Arthropoda; Insecta; Hymenoptera; Vespidae. The record is from RefSeq and is a predicted model, not a curated record.